Molecule: messenger RNA, 1119 nt
Organism: Phaeoacremonium minimum UCRPA7
Lineage: Eukaryota; Fungi; Ascomycota; Sordariomycetes; Togniniales; Togniniaceae
Product: putative hydroxyacid oxidase 1-like protein
Exons: 1
Coding region: 1-1119 (372 amino acids)
Molecular function (GO): oxidoreductase activity; FMN binding
Source: RefSeq, a predicted model, not a curated record
AUGGCUCCCGACUCACCUUUGUCUCUUGCCGAGAUUGAGGCCAUUGCCUUGAAGAAGGUCAAUAAGAUCACUCGAGAAUACUGGAUGGAUGGCGCCGGCGAGGGCCAAACGGUUCGAGAAAACGCAUUAGCUUUCAACCAAUACCGGAUCCGCCCCAGGGUCUUGCGCGAUGUCAAGGAGAUCGACAUGUCAACCACAGUGCUGGGCCAAAAAGUCAGCAUCCCAGUAGGGAUCGCACCAUCAGGAUGGCACAAGAUGGCCAACCCAGCGGGCGAAGCUGCAACGGCUCGCGCAGCAAAGACAUUAGGGACGAUAAUGGGCGUGUCAAUGGGCACCAGCCUAGGCGCCCCUGACGAAGUGUGCUCUCCCGAAGAAGUGAAAACAGCCGGCAGUAGCGCUGUCAAGUUCUUCCAGCUCUACAUGUUCAAGAACAGGGGGUUCACCAAAAGACUGCUGGAGCGAGUGGAGAAGGCGGGGUUUGAGGCGGUCAUGCUCACUGUUGACACUGCUGUCGUUGGCAGACGCAUUGCCGAGAUCCGAAAUCGACCCUCCCUACCCCGAUUCUUGAGAGUUAUCAGCUUUGGGACACAGCUUGCUGCUGAUAUGGCCUCUUCCAGUGAAGGGGAUGGUUCCCUAACCAUUGACUCCAGCCUGGUUUGGGACGAAGUCAUCCCGUGGCUCCGGGCUAAUACCAAGAUGCAAAUAUGGCUCAAAGGUGUUCAAACAGCUGAAGAUGCAGCGCUGGCAUUGAACCACAAGGUCGAUGGCAUUAUUGUCAGUAAUCAUGGAGGGCGUCAACUGGACUGGGGCGUAGCUACGUUGGAUGCUCUGCCAGAGAUUGUUGCUACGGUCAAUGGCAGCAUUCCUGUGCACCUGGAUGGCGGCAUCAGACGCGGAGCAGACGUCUUUCGCGCCCUAGCCUUAGGGGCCGACUUCGUGUGGAUGGGCCGGCCAGUGUUAUGGGGGUUGUCUUACGAUGGACAGCGGGGCGUGGAGCUCAUGCUGGAAAUCUUGCGAGAGGAAUUGAAGGUCUGUAUGGGUCUGGCAGGAUGCGUUUCAACUGAGAACAUUAACUCUACGUGUCUUUUCCGUAGGCCAAUCGUGCCAGCCAUGUUGUAG